GCGGCCAGCGCAGUUAUCUGCAGGCGCUCAGCAGGAUCACAGAGAGCCGCCGCCGCCGCUGAUGAAGAUGAAGAUGAUGAUGAUGGAGAUGCAGAAUAAUAACAAUAAUAACGGAUAUGGUUUGGAUGAGUACAUGAUCCAGGAGGAUGACUGGGACCGAGACCUGCUGCUCGACCCCGCCUGGGAGAAACAGCAGAGGAAGACGUUCACAGCCUGGUGUAACUCUCACCUGAGGAAAGCAGGAACGCAGAUCGAGAACAUCGAGGAGGAUUUGAGGAACGGGCUGAAGCUGAUGCUGCUGCUGGAGGUCAUCUCAGGUGAAAGGCUUCCCAGACCAGACAGAGGAAAGAUGCGCUUCCACAAAAUCGCCAAUGUGAACAAAGCUCUGGACUACAUCACCAGUAAAGGAGUGAAGCUGGUGUCCAUCGGCGCUGAGGAGAUUGUUGAUGGGAAUGUGAAGAUGACUCUGGGAAUGAUCUGGACCAUCAUCCUGCGCUUCGCCAUCCAGGACAUCUCAGUGGAGGAAACCUCGGCUAAAGAAGGGCUCCUGCUGUGGUGUCAGAGGAAAACGGCCCCGUACAGGAACGUCAACGUACAGAACUUCCACUGCAGGUACCAACGUGAAGAUACAGUUUAUUUCACAUGCUUUAUUUUCAUUUUCGUCCUGCUAAAAUACAACAAUACCGUCCUGCUGAACUCAGGAACAGAUUUAGCGAGCACAGCUGUCUGCGUGUCAUGUUUCGAUCAUGCACCUCAUGACCUGACGGCCUUCAGCAAUCCAUCCCAGAAUGCAAUGCAAAUAUUACCCUCUGAUGUGUGUGCAAUGGUGGACUCACUUAGAUCAUGCUGUUUAAGGUUAAGCAGUGUUUUAAGCAUAUGUCGCAGUGUUUGUUCUUGUAGUUGUGAGUUUAGUUCUUGUACGUGUGACUGUAUUUGUCUCUGUGCUCCAGACAUCGUUAACACCCCGAAGCCUGACGAGCGGGCCAUCAUGACGUAUGUGUCCUGCUUCUAUCACGCGUUUGCUGGAGCAGAACAGGCAGAAACGGCGGCUAACAGGAUCUGUAAAGUGCUUGGAGUGAAUCAGGAAAAUGAGAAACUGAUGGAGGAAUAUGAACGACUGGCCAGUGAGUUGUUGGAGUGGAUCCGUCGCACCACGCCGUGGCUGGAGAAACGAACCCCUGAGAACACAGUGGAGGCCAUGAGACAUAAGCUGGAGGAUUUCAGAGACUAUCGCCGCAUUCACAAACCACCCAAAGUCCAGGAGAAAUGUCAGCUGGAGAUCAGCUUCAACACACUGCAGACCAAACUCCACAUCAGCCACAGACCCGCGUUCAUGCCCUCCGAGGGGAAGAUGGUGUCUGACAUCGCGGCGGCGUGGCAGGGUCUGGAUCAGGCUGAGAAGGGUUAUGAGGAGUGGCUGCUCACUGAGAUCAGGCGUCUGGAGCGUGUGGAGCAUCUGGCUGAGAAGUUCCAGCAGAAAGCAGCAACACACGAGAGCUGGGCGCAGGGUGAGAUACUGCAGGACACACACCAUAACACACUGACACAAACGCUUUUAAAGGAAUACCGUUGUGAGUCUGAGCUGAUGCUGCUCUCCACUGGGAACAUGAUGCACUGCAGUGAUGUGAAGAAGUUGGUUCCUCAGAGAGACGGUGCCCUGCAUGAGGAAUUGUCCCGACAGCAUGCGAACGAGAGACUCAGACGACAGUUUGCAGCACAAGCCAAUGCCAUCGGACCCUGGAUACAGACACGCAUGGAGCACAUGCGUGUGGGAUGGGAGUCACUGCUCACCACCGUCGCUCGCACCAUCAACGAGAUGGAGACGCAGAUCCUGACGCGUGACGCUAAAGGAAUCAGCCAGCAGCAGCUCAACGACUUCAGAUCCUCCUUCACACACUUCGACCGGAAGAAGAAGGGUGGCAUGGAGACGGAUGAUUUCAGAGCCUGUCUGAUCUCCAUGGGCUAUGAUCUGGGGGAAGCUGAGUUCGCUCGCAUCAUGUCUCUGGUGGAUCCCGACGGCGCCGGUGUGGUGACCUUCCAGUCGUUCGUGGACUUCAUGACGCGAGAGACCGGAGACACAGAGACUUCGGAGCAGGUCAUCGCCUCCUUCAGGAUCCUGGCUGCGGAUAAGCCGUAUAUUCUGGUGGAUGAGCUGCGUCGGGAGCUUCCUCCGGAGCAGGCCGAGUACUGCAUCUCCAGGAUGCCUCCGUAUCAAGGACCUGAUGGAGUCCCGGGGGCGCUGGACUACACGGCCUUCUCUACGGUGCUGUACGGCGAGAGCGACCUCUAGCUGACCUCUAGCCGCGUGUGUGACCUCACUGUCGGACUCUGGCCGUGAUGCUCUUUCAUGUGUGAAAUACACCAGCACAUUUGCUGAACAUGAAAACGUGUGCUUCAUUUCAAAAUAAAGACUUUUAGCCAUUGCAUUUUGUGUUUGUAUGAAUUAUAAUGAUUAUAUAUAAGGGUCCAGAAGCCUGAGACU
Messenger RNA from Sinocyclocheilus grahami, 2482 nucleotides. Its product is annotated as alpha-actinin-2-like. The transcript has 15 exons. Gene Ontology annotation, molecular function: protein binding; calcium ion binding. The coding region runs from base 62 to 2290 and encodes 742 amino acids. NCBI's taxonomy places the organism in Eukaryota, Metazoa, Chordata, Actinopteri, Cypriniformes, Cyprinidae. The record is from RefSeq and is a predicted model, not a curated record.